AUGGUGGAUUACGACGACAUCACACACACAUUGCUGAUUGAGAAAAUAAAAAUACAGUACGACUCGAAUAGCCAGUGGAACAAGUUUUUUAAAUAUAGCUUGAGGAACCCCCACUCGUUUGUAUACCCGGAGAGCACACACUUUGCGCAAAAUGCCGACUUCGAUUACUUCCGUAGCGCUCUCCAGGCGAAGGGGUAUAAACUGAACAACGUGAACCCUCUGAAUGGCCGCUAUGGAGAGGAGAAUGACGAGGAGAGGUACCUACUGGAGGUAGAAAAACAGGAAGAGAAAAACCUAGGGAAGGAUGAAGACACCCUGAAUAGAAAAAUCGUGUGCCUCUUCAAAGAGUGCAUGUACUACUUCAUGAGCUUCAACGAUAAGGAUGGGCAAAUAUUAGACAAGCCUUCCAAAAAUUUACAAAAAAAAGAUAUAAAAGACAGUAGUGAUUAUGAACUGUUUAAAAGUUUAAGUGAUUGUAUUGUGCAACUGCAUGACUCAAAAGUUAUGAAGCACCAAGCUCUGAUCAUGACCAGUGACUUUUGUGGACUCUUCACUCCAAAACAUAUAAAGCUAACAAAAUUCUCCGAUGGCUUUCUAUCCUUUUUAAAAGAAAAUGAUAUAAAGUACGUGGACUUGUUUUAUGAAGAAAUGCAAAAAAAUGAAUUCUACAAGAAGAAGAAGGAACACUAUGAUUACUUGAAGAAUACCUCUUUCGUCCCGCUCACCAAGGGAGAAAUUUCCCUCGCCAACAAGAAAAGGAAGACUGAAAAGGUGUUACAGAUCGGGGGAACGGAGACUGUCGGGCAGUCCCCAAGUGCGGGAGACGCAGAAGAGGGUGGAGUGGCCUCCACCCGCGGCGCCGUGCUGUUAAAGGAGGAUGAAGGGACGAAGAAGAAAAAGACCAAGAAGAGAAAAAUGAGGGAUGAUUCAGACAACGAGGAAAGUAGCGCGUGCGCACACAUGGGCGGGCUUGUGAAGGGGGAGGAAGGGCAAGACAACGAAAACGACGACACGGACAAAGGACGCACAAGCAGUGGAGACAACCACAAGAAGAAGAAGAAGAAGAAAAAAAGGAAAGAAGAAGACAGGGGAAAAAAAAAAGUUAAAAAGAAGAAAAAAAUGGAAACUCAGGAGGAAAUCACCGCGGAAGGGGAGCAACAACUGGAGUUGGUUUUGUACGAAAAUGAAGACAUUUGCAAUUACCUGAACAUACGGAGCGAAGACAGGGCGUUGGGUCAGGGGGGACGCAACAGCACAACUGCCACAGGAGAGACGCAAAAGGACCAGCAAUAUAAAAAUAAUAAUCAGUUUGCAAAUGAUAUAACUAAUCAAAGGAACACUCCCAAUCAACACAAGAUUACGAAGAACGCCAAAAUUUUUCACAUGCUUAACAAGAGAGUCGCAUCCGAUGAGUACAUCUACAACGAAAUAAAGGGGGACUUUAUGAAAGAAAUAAAUUUACCAAAUAAUUACAAUUAUGAGGUGAAUGCAGUGGAGAUAUGCGAGAAGGACGUUAAAAAUUUCUACCGCUGUGUCCUCAAACACAUCAGUAAAAGAAAAGAAAAAUUAAAAAUUUAUUAUAUAAUAAGUAAUUUUUUAUUUUUCUUUUCCAAAAUGUAUAAAAAUACUAUUAGCUUCCAUGACAAUGUUCAUAAAGACAUCAAUAGGAAUUUCGAUUACAAAAGUCUCAUUAUACAAGGAAAUAUUUUGCCGCACAAUUUCUUCCUCCUGCUUAAAGCACUUCACUUGAUGAGCCUCCAUGAGCUUAUAAAAAAUUUUUACCUCUCUGUAGAGUACGACGAAAGGAAAAAUAAAUGUCUUCAUUUUUUAAACAUAACUGAAAAUAAAUUUUAUGAAAAUUUUAAAAAAUUUGAAAAUAACAUCAAGUCUAAUUUUUCACAUGUACAUAAAUUUCUACACAACAUGAUUCCAGUACAUAAAUAUUUGAUAGCAAAUGGGAGGGUCUAUAUAAACUCUGAGCAGUCGACCUUCUCCUUCGAGAAUAAUGACCUUCUGCAACUGACUUAUAAUAACACCACGUACGACAAUAAGGGGGCCCUUGUUGUUUACGAGGGAAACAAUAACGAUGAUUGGGGUGAAAUCACUAACAGGGAUGAUUCGCCUCAUAACAGUAGCGCUGUGAUGAAUCCUUACACUGCAUCCCAUUAUUUCUUGUAUGACUCGACGAACACCCUAACCAUGACCAAGAGACCGGCGCAUGUGAAAAAAAUUUACACCAUAAUUGACGACAAGGAAAUGCAUAAAGUGAUGAAUGAGCUAGCUGACCUGAAUGAUAAUUAUACAAAAAAUUUAAUUACAGACAAAAGACUUCUUUUCAUUUUAGACUCCUAUGAAAAAAAUAACCUUUUCCAAAAUGUACUUUUCAGCGGCACCUUUUUUGAUGCAUACAUUUCCCUUCUUUUCACCUUUUAUAUAAAUAAUUACGUGAAAAAAUAUGAACCGUUCAUGCACAUCCCCCUGUUCAAGCCAUCUUACUUGAACAUGCUCGUUGUGUCUAUCAAGAGCAGGAAGCGCGAGAUGGAAUUGAAGCAACAGAGCGCCCACGGGAGCCAACACACCGUGGACAAAAUGUGUAACAACUUUUUCAGGAGCUCCCUGAACACUAUUCUCAAUGAUGUAGCGGACGUCGUAGUGGAGGCAGCAGCAGACGCCGUAGUAGAGGCCGCAGCAGACGCAGUAGCAGACGCAGCAGCACACGCCGCAAGCAAUAUUGUCGUUAACGAGCGCGCGGCAAAAAAAAACCAACCCAGUGAUACCCUCACGUGCAUAUUUGUCCUCAUCAACGCUAACCAAAACGCCCCCACGGAGGAGGAAAAGAAAGUGCGAGAAAUAACCUUGCAUGUGCUGAAGGCCAAAGAAAUGGAAAGUGCAAACCAAAAAAUAAAAUACGCCUUCAAAUACAGAAAUAAAAUUAGCGACGCCAUAACCCUAAGCGAGAUACAAGUCCGUAAAGGAGAUUUUUCAAAAAUUUUUAUUUUUGGCAUUGUGUUAGGGAAUGACAUAUCUGGGUCCAAUUUACAAGAGGACAUUCACAGUCUGUACAGCUUGCAAAGCACUCUACGGUGCAAGUACCCCUCGCGUAGAUUUGAAUUGGAGGCCCAAGUGUUUACCUUUUACUGGGUGUACGAGGUCCACGUGUACGGGUCCAUUUUUCUCAAGGGAAGACAACACAGCCACGAGCUGUGCAGGGUCGGCGAGUACUAUCGGCUGCCCUACAACGUGCAGUGGAAGAGCCACCCCCUGUGGGGCUACUACCUGUACAUCAUCCAAGACAGCAUCGAUAGCAAGUACUCGGAGCAGACCAUCUCCACCCUGCGAGAUGACCAGGGCAUAAACGUGCGCCUCUGCAGCGAAGAGUUCGACGUUCAGGUGUUAGAAGAGGACAUCAAACAAGUGCUUCACAUGCACGACUUGGAAUUAAAAGACCUCAAAAAUGUUAACAGAAACAUUUUCUUAAACAUAAUUUUUUUGAUUGAAAAUGGACACCUCACAUACUUCAACUUCCACAACACGGAAAGCAUACAAAUUAAUCAGAGGAACAAUUAUCUGUGCAUAAAAAUUUUUAAAUCAAAAGUAACUUUUCCUUCCUUCAGCUUAAACACACCCCUGCUCAACGACUCAUGGCUCUCCGAUGUUCUUGCCAGCGAGCAGCCCCUCCCCUUUGACGACUACUUUUACAAAUUCUGA
Plasmodium fragile is the source of this 3708-nucleotide messenger RNA. RefSeq lists its product as uncharacterized. The coding region runs from base 1 to 3708 and encodes 1235 amino acids. The record is from RefSeq and is a predicted model, not a curated record. The transcript has 4 exons. NCBI's taxonomy places the organism in Eukaryota, Apicomplexa, Aconoidasida, Haemosporida, Plasmodiidae.